AUGCACGCCGUGUACGACAAAGAAUUUUUCGUAUCAUGCGCCGUCGUUCAUCCGAGGACUGUCACUGAAGUUCAAGAAAUCAUGCGGCUCUGUAACAAAAUGCAGAUGCCUGUCUGGCCUUACUCUGUGGGCCGCAACACCGGAUACGGAGGAGCCGCACCACGGGUCCCGGGUACACUCGGCAUGGAACUUGGAAGACACAUGAACCGAAUCCAUGAAGUCAAUGUUGAUGGGGCAUAUGCUUUGGUUGAGCCUGGAGUCACAUUCUUUAGCCUUUAUGACCAUCUUGUGAAGACUGGUCUUGAUGAGCAAUUAUGGCUAGAUGUUCCAGACCUUGGAGGCGGCUCCAUUAUUGGUAGGCACCAGUCAGACUUCUGUGCGUAUUUGUCGAGGUAUUCGACUGACAGGCGCAGGAAAUACUCUGGAAAGGGGCGUUGGGUAUACUUCCAUAUGGUGGUCAGUAGCUCUUGA
Messenger RNA from Verticillium alfalfae VaMs.102, 471 nucleotides. Its product is annotated as vanillyl-alcohol oxidase. The transcript is spliced from 3 exons. NCBI's taxonomy places the organism in Eukaryota, Fungi, Ascomycota, Sordariomycetes, Glomerellales, Plectosphaerellaceae. Gene Ontology annotation, molecular function: FAD binding; D-lactate dehydrogenase (NAD+) activity; D-lactate dehydrogenase (cytochrome) activity. Gene Ontology annotation, biological process: lactate catabolic process. Gene Ontology annotation, cellular component: mitochondrion. The coding region runs from base 1 to 471 and encodes 156 amino acids. The record is from RefSeq and is a predicted model, not a curated record.